AAAACACACAGCUACAUAUAUUUUCUUCUGUUUCCCUUCAUGCUCCAAAGUACACAACAUCAUAAAAUCUUACUCACACACAAAAAAUCAUUACUAUAACUGCCACUGUCAUCACGUCAGCAAUGCAGCCACGAAGCUCCAUUUCCAACACCAUCAAGUUCUUGCACAAGACUCUCGAGAACUUCAAGUCUUGUUUCUCUCCCGGAUACCAGAAGCUUCCCAAAACACCUCCACAAAAUCAUUUCUUGGGCAUGGACAAUAACAACCCAUGUUACAAAGACUUAGAAAAGUUCUACAGUGACUUCACCAAGCAAUGGGAUUCAGGAAAGGAGAAGGGUAGGCAAAGAAGCAAGAGAAAAGGCAAAGAGUUUCCAAACGAAAGCGUCACUGGGUUGAACAAUGCAAGGCAUGAUGAACAGAAGAUGAAUGAUGAGACUGAGAAAAGAGAGGAAUGUGAGAAGAAAAAGAACGAUUCAUCGUUGAAUUCGAUGAAGGGUAGGAGGGGAAAUGGAAAUUAUUGCAUGGUGGAAAAGAAGCUUAGAGAAAUGGAGAUGUUGGAGAUGAGUGAUGUGGAUUAUGUACUUGACAUCGAGGAGUUUCUGCAUUACUAUUCUAGAAUCUCUUGUCCCAUGUUUCUUGAAAUUGUGGAUACAUUCUUCGUGGAAAUGUACUCUGAGUUCAAUGGUGGUCUUGUUGUUACACCUCGUACUCGUAGUGAGUCUUAGAUUCCAUGACUUUUGUCUUGUUAAUGCUUCUUCCAUGGAUGGCAUGGAUGAUUUCGUUUGCUUCUAAAAUUCAAAAUAACUGUUGUUGUUGUUCAAUAUCUAUUUCGUUGAUCAA
This is a messenger RNA of Vigna umbellata (rice bean), 840 nucleotides long. The record is from RefSeq and is a predicted model, not a curated record. Lineage: Eukaryota; Viridiplantae; Streptophyta; Magnoliopsida; Fabales; Fabaceae.